UUUGACGUUUCAUCUUUUAGGCCAACACAGCGGCGAAUUGGAAGAAGUUCUUGGUGAAUUUAUCUUUGUUAGUUAGGGGUGUCAGAGUUAAGUCAGUUAAAUAGAUUUUGUAACUCAUAAUGUCAGGAAAAGGAAACAAAGCCUUCACAAAAGAAGAGGAAUUGCUGUUGCAAGACUUCAGCAGAAACGUUUCUACGAAAUCUUCUGCUCUUUUCUAUGGAAAUGCCUUUAUUGUGUCGGCAAUCCCCAUAUGGUUGUUCUGGAGGGUGCACGCCUUGGAAGUGAGCGCAUCCCUAGUGUGGUUUGCUCUUGUAACUACAGCCAGCACUUGGCUGUUAGCUCUGGCUUACCGCAACACCAAGUUCCAGUUGAAACAUCGCGUUGCUGUGCGUCGGGAGGAUGCUGUUGCUCGGGAGAUGGCCAGGAAGCUUGCCGAUGACAAGAAAAUGAGCAGAAAGGAGAAGGAUGAGAGGAUCCUGUGGAAAAAGAAUGAAGUAGCAGACUAUGAAGCAACUACUUUCUCUAUCUUCUAUAACAAUGCUCUGUUCCUGACUAUCGUUAUCCUGAGCAGCUUCUAUUUGCUGCGCUCAUUUACUCCUACAGUUAACUACAUCAUCUCUUUGACUGUGGCUUCUGGAUUCUUGGCACUCCUCUCCACUGGCACCAAGUGAAAAAUAUCAUAAGUAAUUGAGUGGUGUGUGUUGGUGAUGUUAGUGAAUGUAAACCAUGGUGACACUCACUGAGGAACAAGUCGUCACUGCAUGUGUCUAUUUAAAGUGCUUCAUAAAUUAAGCUUAAUUUUGUUAGUGUAAAAAUUUACAAUUUUAAUAAUAAAAUGAAAUUACAUUACAGUC
This is a messenger RNA of Hyposmocoma kahamanoa, 854 nucleotides long. Its product is annotated as translocon-associated protein subunit gamma. The coding region runs from base 120 to 671 and encodes 183 amino acids. Lineage: Eukaryota; Metazoa; Arthropoda; Insecta; Lepidoptera; Cosmopterigidae. The transcript has 4 exons. Gene Ontology annotation, biological process: SRP-dependent cotranslational protein targeting to membrane. Gene Ontology annotation, cellular component: endoplasmic reticulum; membrane. The record is from RefSeq and is a predicted model, not a curated record.